UCUGCUCACACACAGCUCUCCAGCCAGGUAAUCAGAGGCUUCCUCCAGGAGCGCCUGGCCUCCAGCACCGUCUCCAGGCGUCCCAGAGUCGAAGGCAAGGGGGAUGUCAGCCCUCCUGGCCCUGCUCCUGGUAGCUGGGCUCUGCCCCCCAGUGCACCCAACGGGCACGCCCGAGUUGGAGAAUGUGGCCCGGGGAGGCCCACAGGCCGGAGAACCUGUGGACACCCUCCAGCUGGCCUCCAGCAACACCGAAUUCGCCUUCAGCCUCUACAAGCAGUUGGCUUCAAAGAACCCCAAUAGAAACGUAGUCUUCUCUCCACUGAGUAUCUCCAUGGCCUUGGCCUUCCUGUCCCUGGGGGCCCGGAGCACCACCCUGACAGAGAUCCUGGAGGGCCUCAAGUUCAACCUCACGGAGACCCCUGAGGCUGAGAUCCACCGGGGCUUCCAGAACCUGCUGGGCUCCCUCAGCCGCCCCAGCGACCCGCUGCAGCUGAGCGUGGGUAACGCCAUGUUCGUGAGUGAGUCGCUGAAGCUGCUGGACACGUUCAAGGCUGACGCGCAGGCCCUGUUUGCCUCCGAGGCCUUCUCCACCAACUUCCAGAACACCAACGCCGCCGAGAGGCUCAUCAACCGCUAUGUGGAGAAGAAAACCCAGGGGAAGAUUGUGGACUUGAUCAAGGGCCUGAACCCACGCACGGCGAUGGUCCUGGUGAAUUACAUCUUCUUUAAAGCCAAGUGGAAGACGCCCUUUGACCCCCGAGAUACUGUCAAGACCAAGUUCCACGUGAGCAAGACCAGGUCCGUGAAUGUGCCUAUGAUGAACGUCGAGGACCUGAGGGCGCCCUACCUGCGGGACACGGAGCUGGCCUGCACUCUGGUGGAGCUGCAGUACACCAGCGGUGAUAGCGCCCUCUUCAUCCUUCCCGACCCUGGCAAGAUGAAGCAGGUGGAGGACAGGCUGAACCCCGAGACCCUGAGGAGGUGGAGGGCGUUGCUGCAGAUGAGUGACAUAGACGAACUCUCCCUGCCCAAGUUUUCCAUCACCAGCAACUAUCAGCUGGAGAAGACACUGCCCCGGCUGGGUGUGAGCAAGGUCUUCACCCGACAGGCUGACCUCUCAGGGAUCACCAGUAACAAGAAGCUGAAGGUCUCCCAGGUGGUCCACCAGACGGUGCUGGACGUGGCGGAGGUGGGCACGGAGGCAGCCGCCGCCACGGGAAUCAAAAUAACCCCCUUGUCUGCAAAGUGGGGCUCGAACAUCUAUGUGAGAUUCGACAGGCCCUUUCUGUUGGCCAUAAUCUGCAAAAAGACCCAGAGCGUCCUCUUUCUGGCCAAAGUGGUCAACCCCAACCAGGGUAGGGCUCCGUCCUCCUGGAGCAGCGGCCCCGCCCGCCCCCACUAAGGGCCAGCUGCCCCAGGCACAGAGAAUCUGCACACUUGCUCCUCCUGUCCUUGGCAAGGUGACAGUGACUCUGGCAGAUGGGUCUACACGCCAGGAGCCCAUGCGUGUGGUGGCCUAGAGACCGCCUGAAACAAUCCCUCGUCUUCCUCCGGCUGCAUCCCCCUACGCCCCUGCACCUCGAUCUGCCGGACUCUGAGUCCCAUAGCUUUCUGGACCUCUGAUGCACCUUCAUCAGCUCAUUGGCUCAACCAGAACCUGGCUUUGUGCCUGUGACCCUAAGUCCCCAGUUGGGGGGUGAGGGGAAUGGGGUAGAUUGAGGGCCCUGUUGCUACUUAGGCUGAUUGCCGUCUUUGGGGGCUCUCUGGUCCCCCAAAGAGUCAUUCUCUGGGAUCUGCCUGUCUACCUUAGCAGAGGCUCCUGACCCAGACCACAUGUGCACAGCCUGAUUGUCCCCCCUUCUAGGGCCUCCCUCUCACCCCAGAGCACCCCCAACCUCUGGGAAGUAGCCACUUUCCAGGUUCACUGCUGGAGCCUCUCAGCUGCUUUGCCAGGUCUGAGUCCUCCCCACAGAGGAACCUCCGACUCAGGCAGAAGGGAGUCCUGGGAGCGAACAAUAAAAGCUCAA
Condylura cristata (star-nosed mole) is the source of this 2027-nucleotide messenger RNA. It is a transcript of the gene SERPINA3, whose product is annotated as serpin peptidase inhibitor, clade A (alpha-1 antiproteinase, antitrypsin), member 3. Gene Ontology annotation, biological process: negative regulation of endopeptidase activity. The record is from RefSeq and is a predicted model, not a curated record. The transcript is spliced from 5 exons. Gene Ontology annotation, molecular function: serine-type endopeptidase inhibitor activity. The coding region runs from base 104 to 1402 and encodes 432 amino acids. NCBI's taxonomy places the organism in Eukaryota, Metazoa, Chordata, Mammalia, Eulipotyphla, Talpidae.